CAAGCGACAGAGGCCAGGUGUGGUGUGCAUUGGUGUGGUGUGCAUUGCAUGCAUAAAAGGUUGUUGGUACCCAGCAUUUUUGGAAUUUGCAAAAUACUUUUCGCCGCAUGUCAACUUCGCAUGGUCCACACGCACGCAUCACGCUGCCUUUCUUUGCAGAUCACGCAUCACGCUGCUGCCUUCUUUGCAGAUUACACGUUGAGACUAACCUCACGGGCCCCACUUCGCAGGCGUGCAGCGGGUAGAGAACGGGCAGCAGCGGCCAGAGCCGCGGCCAGAGAUGCCGAGAGGGCCAGGCGAGAGAGGGAGGCUAAUGUGAAGCGGAGAGAUCUUGCGGAGUUUCACGCUGCUAGGCCGCUGGAAAAGUUGGGUUGGGCCAGAUUAGAGAUGCAAACGAAUUUCCAGCAGCCCAUGACCGCCCGGAGGAUGCACGUGUGCACAGUGUGCUCUGAACGUUGGGACACCGCAGAGGACGGACCAGGGGACGGACCAGGGGACGGAGGUGCCGUCUACAGUUGUCCGCGGUGCAAGAAGGACAAGAAGAGUCCGAAGCUGUUCUCCGCCGACAACACCAUGGAUCCUGGGAGCGUACCCGUCGAGCUCCAGGGCCUGACCCAGACGGAGGAGAUGCUCAUCGCGCGGUGCUGUCCGAUCAUGCGCGUCCUCCACCUCAAGGGUGGGCAGCUAGGGUACGGUGGCCAUGUCGUCAACGUCGCUCAGGACAUCAGUACCUUAGCCGCUGCCCUCCCCAGGUUGGCCGCCGAUGUACCGAUCAUCAUCAUCCGGAGGGAGGGGCAGGAACCCGGCCAGCACAAGGACCUACACGUGCGGAGGGCUCGCGUGCAACGGGCUUUGCAAUGGCUCAUUGCCAACAACCCGUACUACCGCGACAUCGUCCUUGACAACACGGCCCUAUCCCAGCUCCCCGUCGACGGGCAACUACGUGGACUGCGAACCACCGUCAGCGGGGGAGACUCGGAGCGUGACCUUGGCCCUCGGGGGGAGGGGGGAGGGGAGGAGGACGGCGAUACCCCCGAGGACACGGAGUCCUUUAUGGCUCCGGCAGGCAAGAGCAUGCUCGAGGACCGCGCGAUUGAAGCAGCCCUGCGGAGGCAGGUGAGGGAGAGCGGGGCGGAUGUUCCGGUCAACGCCUGGCCUGGGAUGGAGGCGACCGCCCUGAACGAGUUCAAGACAACAGGCCUCGCGUCCAUGGCCUUCCCCGCCCUCUUCCCAUGGGGGAAGGGAGACCCCACCGACCCGGCACGGUCCAGGAGCGUCAAGCCCACCGACGGCAUGAGACACCUUCUCAAAUUCUUCCGGGACGGUCGCUACCGCUUUGCAUCUCACCCCCGUUUUCCUCACUGGUGCCAGAACAUGCUCGAACGCCACAGGAUGCUCAGCCAGGCGCAGGUCUACCUCAAGCAAAACCCAGGGGACGCCGCCAUGACGAUAGAGCACAUGAGGCAUCUGUUCCGGUCGGGUUCGCCGCUGGCGCAGCAGCUCACACAGCGCAUGUGCCGGUACGGCGCCAACAUCACCGGGUCUAGGCCGUACUGGUACGCCAAGCAGCAGGAGCUCCAGGCGAUUUUUGCCACCAAGGGCUGCGCUACUCUCUUCUUCACGCUCUCUGCCGCCGACACCCACUGGGACGGCCUCUUCGACCUGAUGCCACCAGGGUACCAGGACUCCCCAGCGGGCAAACGGAGGGCCCUCAUUGAAAACCCGCAUAUCGCCGACACCUACUUCGGCAACAGGGCGGACGCUUUCACCUCCGCCUUUUUCGGCGGUGUACUCCAAGCCCAGUCGCUGUGGUACAGGCUUGAGUACCAGGGGAGGGGUAGCACGCACGCGCACGGAUGUGCCUGGCUCCAAGACGAUCCCGGUAUCGUCAACCUCGUCUGCAAAGCGUACGCUGGGAGGAAGGCGGCCGAACGGAUGGAGGCGGCCGAGGGCCUGGCCGCCGGACAGGGGGGGAUCGGCGACGAGGAAGAACGCCAGGCUCUGGAGCGAGCCGUCGCCGACGGCAAAACAGCGGACGACAAGGUUUGCAGAUACGCCGAUUGGCUCAUCUGCACCGUCAACACUCGGUCUACGGAGGAGCGCGCCGCCCAUCCGGGGGGAGUGCCAGACCCUCACCCAUGCUCCGUCAACCCCUUCAAGCACGGGCCUGUCAGCGACGAGGCCACAGGCCGUGCCGACAUCGACGGACUCAUCAACUGCUGCCAGCGCCACGUUUGCCGUCCUGAAGGGUACUGCAAGCGCGCUGGGCGGCAGGGGUGUCGCUUCGGCUUCCCGCACGAGUGUCAACCCGAGACCUCCUUGCAGUUCGAGGAGAUGGACAACGGCUCCGUGAGAGCCACCAUCAAAACCAAGCGCAACGACGGCAAUCUCAACAGCUACUGCCGCCUUGCUCUCUCUCAUUGGCGGGCGAACAUCGACUUCCAACUCAUCUUGGACUGGGACCAGGCGGUGCGGUACAUGGUGAAGUAUGUGAGCAAAGGAGAGAAGCGGUCGCCCGCCGCCGCCGACGUCUUCGCCCGGGCCAUCGGUCGCGCGGACGAUGACGCUGACGAGGCGCAAACAGUCCUGCGAAGCGUGUUCCUCAAGUGUACGGGCGAGCGCGACAUUUCCGCCCAGGAGACGGCACGGCUGCUCCUCGGGAACAAGCUGUGCUCUUCUUCUUUCAGCUUCGUACGCCUCGUCGUCGACCCUUCCACCAGCACACGCCAGGUUAACCUCGACGGUGCGGCGGGGGAGGGCGCCCUCAAGAAAUCCAUGCGGGACCUCUACGCCGGCCGGCGCAGCGUCAUCGACAAGUACCCAUCCAUCAUGGAUGUUAGCUACUUCCAGUUCCACCAGCUGUACACUCGAGACCGGGGGGGGGGGGUCACGGCGAGAGACGGCGCGGGCAGCCUCGUCGUCAUCAAGCUGCCUGCCCUGCCGUGCUCUCCGGGGAGCGCGCGGCAUCUUGAGGCCUGCCGCAACAACCUCUUCGCCCACAGGCCAUGGGAGGAUGAGCCGACAACAGCCUGCCGCGACAUGGGGGCAGUCACGGACCUGGAUGCCUCAGCCUCCAUCUCCGGAGAGGAACCCAAGCUCGCCCUGCUGUGGGACGCCUUCGUCCAAGCCAACCAAGACCUGCCCGAGCUGCGCUUCGGCGACAUGCUGGCAGGGCGGCUGUCUCUUGCCCGCCGAGAGGCCGCGUCCACGGCCGAAGACGACGACGACGACGGCUUGCUCUUAGACCAGCCCGACGAUUGGAUGGAUGGGGCCAACAUGCGGCGAAGAGGCGCCGCCAGGGAAGAACAGGAGGUUGACACAAGGUGGGACGCUGAAUACAACUGGGCCGGCGCCCGAGCGACUGAGGUCCAACAUGAGCUGGAGAGAGGGCCAACGUGGAUUGCGAACGCCAAGAAAGCUGCAGCCGGCACUGGCCCCGCCACCGAGAUUCCUCAUGUGGCUCCGGACUCUCUCAAUGAGCGGCAACGCAAUUGCUACGACGUCGUCAGGGACCACUUCGAGAACGAGCGCGAGGAGCCACUGCGCAUGAUGGUUCUCGGGACGGCAGGCACGGGGAAAUCAUACCUCGUGUAUGCCCUCUCCAGGCUGCUCGGCGGCUUCCUUCGACGGGCAGCUCCAACCGGUAUGGCGGCCUUCCUCAUCGCCGGCAGCACGCUGCACAGCCUCCUCCGACUGCCGGUGAGGCAAGGAAGGAAUCUCCAGGGUCAAAGCCUCAAAGCCCUGCAGAAUUCCCUUACUGGCGUCAAGUACAUCAUCAUCGACGAGCUAUCGAUGGUCAGCCAGUCCCAGAUGGCGUGGGUCGAUCGACGUCUGCGACAAGGGACAGCUGUAGACAAACCCUUCGGCGGAAUCUCCCUGAUCAUGACCGGCGAUCUGGGCCAGCUGCAACCGGUGGGAGGAACUCCGCUGUACAAGCAAAACCCAGCUGCCGCGCUCAACGUUGAAGGCUAUGCCGCCUACAGCCUCUUCCAGGACGUCUUCAUCCUUGACAGAGUUCAGCGGCAGACGGCAGCCGCCGCCAACGACGACGACCAGAGAGGCUUCAUCGAACUGCUGCCGCGUGCGCGUGAUGGACAGCUUUGCGACGAGGACUGGGACCUCCUCCUGAAGAGACAGCCCAACCGCCUGACCGCCGCUGAGAAAGCGGCUUUCGAGGACGCAACGAGGCUCUUCUACUCCAAGAAAGAGGUCAACAAGUACAACGGCAAGAAACUCCGGGAGCUGGACAACCCCGUCGCUCGUGUUAGCGCCGUCCACACGGGCGCGAACGCCAGGAGGGCGACAGCAGACACCGCGGAGGGGCUCGAGAGGGACCUCUACUUAGCCAAGGGAGCGAAGGUUAUGCUCUCGAAGAACCUGUACCAACAAGUUGGGCUGGUGAACGGCAUUAGAGGCGAAGUCGUCGAGUUGGUGUGCGCAGAUGAUGCGCCCCCGCCGAAGCUCCCCCUUUACGUUGUCGUCAAGUUUGAAGGGUACUCGGGGGGGGAAUGGUCGUCUCAGGAGAGGUAUAGACGUUGUGUCCCUAUUUCUCCCGUCGACACCACCUGGCAGGACGGGGGGACGCAGGUCAGGACGCAGCUGCCCCUUAGGCUCUGCUGGGCAAUUACGAUGCACAAGUCCCAGGGGCAGACUUUAGCCAAGGCCGUCAUUGACUUGGGGCCCAAGGAGGCCUGCACGGGGCUUACUUUCGUCUGUCUCAGUAGGGCGAAGAGACUUGUGGACCUCAUGGUAGAGCCCAUGAGUUUCGACAGGAUUGGUAACCUUGGAAAUUCGCCGACGAUGAAGGCUAGGCUGCAGGAAGAGGUUAGACUUGGGGAGUUAGCACAGAGUACGAGGGUCAAGUACACGGACAUGGGCGUCUUCAGCGCCGUCGCGGGUAACCAAUGACGUGAAUUGCAAAGAGAAAAAGAAGAAGAAAGGGUCUCUUCCACCUCCCGCGGACGCACACGUCUGACGACAGUUACAUCUAUCAGCUGUCGCUCGUUUUAGCGACAGCUACUAUAUCUUUGACAUUAUG
This is a messenger RNA of Ectocarpus sp. CCAP 1310/34, 5038 nucleotides long. The record is from the annotation of a GenBank genome assembly. Lineage: Eukaryota; Phaeophyceae; Ectocarpales; Ectocarpaceae.